UCUCUGUUACGUUGCGCUCUCCCAUUCGAUGGUUUUCCUGCGUCCCUCUCCCUUUUUUUCAUCCCUAAUUUCCUGCGUCUAACAUGUGUCACAUUUGGUACGCAACCUUUACUUUUUCUCCCUGCUUCCUUCCCAAAUGAGAUCUCGGUAGAAUCCUCGCUUUUGGAGGUUAAUGAGGUGAACAGAAGGUGAGUGGUGUUGGUGCUGGAUUCGUUUGGGUUAGCUCUACGUGCUUGUGUGUUUGUGUUGCAUCGAUGCGUCGGCUUCGUUGUGCUGUGAAGUCAUCGUCGUCGGAAAAUUAUGACCCGGUGAUGCAUCGAGUUAUGAUGCUCAGAUUCCGGCCGAUUGCGCCGAAACCUGCGGAUGGAGAAGCGGUUUCCGCUGCGCUUAAGGUUGUUGGAGCGAGAAGGAAACGGAAGUACGUUAGGGUUCGCGGUCGGAAAAAUACGAACAUGAGAAGUAACGGGGUAAAAAAACCGUCUCCGCCGCUAAAAUCAGGAGUUGAGGACGACUCGUCGCUGGAGAAAGGAGUGGAGACGCUGCAACUGAUGCUGGAGAGAUCGGAGAGUGAUAAAAGCUACGGAAAUAGUACCACCGUCCAAAAAAUCCACCAAAAUAUUUGGAAUAUCGGCGGCGGCGAUGAAGCAAUACUUCCGGUGAACGGCGGUUGCGACGCGGCUGCGGAGUCGGCGGCGACAGGAAACUCCGGAUCCGUGAUGGGGACGUGGAUAGUGGUAGAAUGCGUGACGGACACAUUCUUAGAUAGUGGAGUAGGGUUAGGGCUUUCUGACCGGGAUAAAAUCAACAGCCUAAAAGUGGACACGUGUCCUGGAUUCAUAUCCGACGGCGCACAGAAAGUGGUUUGGAUUAACGAAGCAUAUAGAAACAUGGUGGCGGAGGAGAACCGGAAUGGGACGAUGGUGCGGCUGUCGGUGAGAGACGAAUUAAUUCCCCAAAAUAGCCCUUCGUUCUCAUGCAGGGUGAGAAUGAGCCAGCAGACGAAGCAGGGGUAUAAAUGGAAUAGAAUAUUGGCAUGCGAUGUGUGGAGAAUGAAGGAAUUUGCAGGGUUUGCAUGGAGAUUGGAUCUCAACACUGCACUCGGCUUGGCCAUUUAGAAAUUAAUUAAAUUAUUCCUCCACAGAAAACAUCUCAGUUGAUGGAAAGUUUGGUGAUGGAUUUGUGUUGAUACUAAAAGUUAAAUGAGAGAGAAAUCAGGUAGCUAGAAGAUGCAUGUGCCUUGGAAAAUCAGUCCCUUCAUGCAGGAUCAGGACACAAUUACCAGCUGCCUCGUCGUAAGUAUUAUAUAUAUAUAUAUGUAUGUAUACAUGGUAGUAUCAAUAAUCUUACUUGUGCAAUGCAUGCAAGUAUGACAAUAGGACUAGCUAUAUAUAUAUAUAUAUAUAUAUAUAGCCUAUAGCUUAGCUAGUCAUGUAAAAUUAAAGCUGUAAGGUAUUGUUUGAAAAAGAAUAACUUGACCCAUCUGCUACAACUAUAUAA
Molecule: messenger RNA, 1497 nt
Organism: Andrographis paniculata
Lineage: Eukaryota; Viridiplantae; Streptophyta; Magnoliopsida; Lamiales; Acanthaceae
Exons: 2
Coding region: 255-1115 (286 amino acids)
Source: RefSeq, a predicted model, not a curated record